Messenger RNA from Magnolia sinica, 1515 nucleotides. RefSeq names its product protein FAR1-RELATED SEQUENCE 5-like. NCBI's taxonomy places the organism in Eukaryota, Viridiplantae, Streptophyta, Magnoliopsida, Magnoliales, Magnoliaceae. Gene Ontology annotation, biological process: regulation of DNA-templated transcription. The record is from RefSeq and is a predicted model, not a curated record. The coding region runs from base 1 to 1515 and encodes 504 amino acids. The transcript has a single exon.
AUGCUAAGCGUGUUUGAUUUUAGCAUUCGAAAGGAACAUGUCCGAAAGCAUGAUGGCUUGAUAUAUUUCUGUCAAUGGGUAUGCUGGAGAGAAGGCUAUCGUGAUAAAAGACAUUUUGGUAGAACCAAUGGAGUAAGGAAGGAAAGAGCAAUUACAAGAGUAGGUUGUAAGGCAUCACGCACAGCAGUGAAGGAAAAGAAUGGUAAAUGGAUUGUAAAGGAGUUUGUUGAGGAGCAUAACCAUGAAACUGUUGCUUCCCCAAUGGUUCAUUUGCUUAGAUCGCAUAGAAGUUUUGGUGAUAUUGUGACAGCUCAAUUAAAGAAUUUGAGAAAUGCAGGCGCACCAACAAAUGUCGUGAUGUCCUAUUUAACUGAAGAAAUAGGAAGAAAUAGAAAUAUUGGAAUCACCAGUAGAGACUGCAAAAAUUGGAUGGGUUCUGAGCGAAAGAAUAUUCCUAAAACAGGUGAUGAACAAGUUGUAUUAGACUAUUGUGUGCGAAUGAAAGAUAAAGAUACAAAUUUCUUUUACGAAUUUCAAGUAAAUGAUGAAAAUCGUAUGACAACUUUGUUUUGGGUCGAUUCACGAGCAAGGAUGGAUUAUGAUUGCUUUGGUGAUGUGGUGAAAUUUGAUACGACAUACAAGACAAAUAGGUAUGGUAUGCCAUUUGCACCAUUCACAGGAGUAAAUCAUCACCGACAGCCUGUCUUUUUUGGUUGUGCAUGGUUGUUAGAUGAGACGGAAUCUUCAUUUAUUUGGUUAAUUCAGACAUGGUUGAAAGCAAUGCAUGGGCGCCAUCCCGUCUCUAUAAUUACAGAUGAAGACGCAGCCAUAGCAGGAGCAAUUGCAAAGGUGCUACCAAAUAUACGUCAUUGUUUUUGUUUGUGCCACAUCUCUCAAAAUGUGGCUAAGAAUUUAUCACAUUUAUAUAGGAAAGGUAAUGAUUUCGCAAAAGCAUUCUCUAAAGUGGUCUCUACAAAAGGUUCAAUUGAAAAUUUUGAAUCACGUUGGGUGUCAUUGCUAAUAGAUUAUAAUUUGAGUGACAAUCAUUGGCUCCGAUCAAUGUAUGAUAAACGUCAUCAAUGGGUGCUGGUAUUUCUGCGAGAUACUUUCUUUGCUAACAUGUUGAUGACAAAAAGAAGUGAGUCUAUGACUAACUUUUUUUAUGGUUAUGUUCAUGCAAAGACCACUUUUCAUGAGUUUGUUAAUCAAUAUGAAAGAGCACUUAAAGAUCGCCGUGGGGCUGAAAUUGAGGAAGAUUUCAAGGCAAUUCACAGUGAACCAGUUUUGAAGUCACUGUCACUCAUGGAAAAAGAGGCAGCACAAAUAUAUACGAUAUCAAUGUUUGAAAGGUUUAAAAAGGAAUUGGACAAAAGAGAGCAAUACAUUGCAGAGAAAGUUGAAGAGAAUGACACAAGUUGCAUAUAUAAGGUGACUAAAUAUCAAGAGAAGAUUGAAAGAUCUUCAGAAGAAAACAUCACAACAUACAGUGUCACCUUUAACACUUUGGAGACUUGA